Hevea brasiliensis (rubber tree) is the source of this 1551-nucleotide messenger RNA. Its product is annotated as pentatricopeptide repeat-containing protein At1g62590-like. The transcript has a single exon. The record is from RefSeq and is a predicted model, not a curated record. NCBI's taxonomy places the organism in Eukaryota, Viridiplantae, Streptophyta, Magnoliopsida, Malpighiales, Euphorbiaceae. Gene Ontology annotation, molecular function: protein binding. The coding region runs from base 58 to 1551 and encodes 497 amino acids.
AAAUUUGGAUUGGAGCCUGACAUUGUGACAUUUACUACCUCAAUCAAUGGGCUUAGUAUGAAGGGUCAAAUCUAUGAAGCAGUAGAUUUUUUCGAUGACAUGGUUGGAGUAGGUUAUCAACCUAAUCUUCAUACUUACAAUGUUAUAGUUAACGGGUUUUGUAAAUUUGGGAAAGCAAAUGUGGCUGUUGGAUUGCUAAAGGGAAUGGUUGAGAGAGGUUAUGACCCAAAUGUCAUGACCUACAUUGCAGUAAUUGAUGCUCUUUGCAAGGAUAAGCUAGUUGUUGAGGCUUUAGACCUCUUCACUCAAAUGAUUCAAAGAGGUGUGGAGCCUAAUGUGGUUACUUAUAGCUGCUUAAUUCAUGGUCUUUGUAAUUUAGGCAAACAUAAUCAAGCUCUGGCUUUGUUGAAAAAAAUGGUGGGGCAAAACAUAUCACCUGAUGAUUUUACCUUCAACAUAUUGAUUAACACUCUUUGCAAGAAACGAUUGGUUUCAGAUGCUCAAAGUAUAAUCAAGAUAAUGGUUCAAAGAGGUGUGAAGCCUAAUGCGAUCACCUAUAGCACCAUAGUUCAUGGUCUGUGCUAUUUAGGCAAAGCGAAGGAAGCUUUGGCAUUGUUGAAUGAAAUGGUGAGGCAGAACAUGUCACCAAAUGUUCUUACCUUUAACAUAUCGAUUGGCACUCUUUCUAAGGAAGGGAUGGUUUCAGAGGGUCAAGGAAUUGUCGAUUUGAUGGUUAAAAGGGGCAUAAAGCCUGAUUGCACUUACAACUCAUUGAUGGAUGCAUAUUGCCUAUAUAGUCAAAUGAAUGAUGCUAGAAAAAUAUUUGAUAUGAUGGUAAUUGAUGGAAUAGUUUAUGUUUUUUGCUACAACACCUUGAUUAAUGGAUAUUACAAGAGCAGAAGGAUAGAUAAUUCAAAGAAACUUUUUGAUGAAAUGCCUCAAAAAGGUUUAGUUCCUAAUUCUGUUACCUUUAAUACUCUUAUAAAGGGCCUGUGGGAAGCUGGGAGGAUGCAAACUGCACAAGAGCUUUUCAAGAACAUGUGUUCUCAUGGUCAGCGGCUAAAUAUAAUAACUUUCUCAAUUAUGAUUCAUGGCUCAUGCAAAUUGGGGGACCUUAAUGAGGCAUUCACACUAUUUAAAGCAAUGGAAAAUAGUAAUUUGGAGCUUGAUCUUAUGAUCUAUAACAUUUUGAUCGAUGGCAUGUUUAAGGCUAGGAAGAUUAAUAAUGCCAAGGACCUAUUUUCUAUUCUCUUUGAAAAAGGUUUACAGCCUAAUAUUUUUACAUAUAUUGCGAUGAUAAAAGGACUUUGUAAAGAAGGAUUACUAGAUGAAGCAUACAAGGUCUUUAGAGAAAUGGAAUGGGUUGGAUGUUUACCGGAUGAUUGGUGUUAUGAUGUGAUUAUUCAAGGGUUUCUUAGGCAUAAGGAUGUACCAAGGGCAUGUCAACUUAUUAAAGAAAUGGUUGGUAAGGGAUUCUCUACCAAUGCCACGACCAUUGAAUUGGUAAUACAUUUAUUGCACAAUGAUGAUCAUAUUUUGAGAAAACUAUGA